This is a messenger RNA of Diceros bicornis minor, 6767 nucleotides long. It is a transcript of the gene FMN2, whose product is annotated as formin 2. Gene Ontology annotation, biological process: actin filament network formation; intracellular transport; cortical actin cytoskeleton organization. Lineage: Eukaryota; Metazoa; Chordata; Mammalia; Perissodactyla; Rhinocerotidae. Gene Ontology annotation, molecular function: actin filament binding. Bases 134 to 5236 code for a protein of 1700 amino acids. The record is from RefSeq and is a predicted model, not a curated record. The transcript has 18 exons. Gene Ontology annotation, cellular component: cytoplasm; cytoskeleton; endoplasmic reticulum membrane.
CCUCCUCUCGCAGCGGCUCGGCCCGCCGCCUGACUCGCCCGGGAGGCUCCCCCCGCCCGGGCCGGGGGCCGAGGGGGGCCGGCAUGGCCUGACUGCCCGAGGCGCGGCGGCAGCGCAGCGGCGGGCGUGCAACAUGGGGAACCAGGACGGGAAGCUGAAGAGGAGCGCAGGUGAUGCCUCGCACGAAGGCGGCGCCGGCGCCGAGGAUGCUGUUGGGCCCAGAGAUGUGGAAGCCACAAAGAAGGGGAGCGGGGGCAAGAAGGCGCUGGGCAAGCACGGCAAGGGGGGAGGGGGCGGCGGCGGCGGCGGCGGGGACCCGGGCAAGAAGAAGAACAAGUCGGACUCCAGAGCCUCGGUGUUUUCCAACCUGCGGAUCAGAAAGAACCUGUCCAAGGGGAAGGGCGCCGGCGGCUCGCGCGAGGAUGUGCUGGACUCCCAGGCCCUGCAGACCGGGGAGCUGGACAGCGCUCACUCCCUGGUCACCAAGACCCCGGACCUCAGCCUCUCGGCGGACGAGACGGGCCUGUCGGAUACCGAGUGUGCCGACCCUUUUGAGGUGACCCAUCCAGGUGGCCUUGGGCCAGCCGAGGCUGGGGUCGGGGGCCGGGCGGUCGCCGGGGAUUUGGAAGCUGCGGCAGGGGCGCAGGAUGGACAAAGGACCAGUUCGGGCUCGGACACGGACAUCUAUAGCUUUCACUCGGCUACGGAGCAGGAGGAUUUGCUGUCAGACAUCCAGCAGGCGAUCCGCCUGCAGCAGCAGCAGCAGCUGCAGCUCCAGGGCUCGGAGGAGCCUGCAGCGCCCCCCGCCGCCGCCUCCCCCCAGCCUGGGGCCUUCCUGGGCCUGGACCAGUUCCUGCUGGGGCCGAGCGGCGCAGCCCGGGAGGCCCCAGGCAGUCCGGACACAGAGCAGGCGCUGUCCGCGCUCUCCGACCUGCCCGAGAGCCUGGCCGCCGAGCCCCCGCUGCCCGAGCAGCCGCCGCCCCCCGGCGCCCACGGGGCCUCGGAGGCGCCCGGCCUGCCAGCGGCCCAGCCCGCGACCGCAGACUCGCCCUCGCCCACCGCCUUCCCGUUCCCGGAGUCCGCACCCGGGGAGGGCGCUGCCGCAGCGCCCGUGCGCGGGGCUGGGGACACGGAUGAGGAGGGCGAGGAGGACGCUUUUGAGGAUGCCCCCCGCGGCUCUCCGGGGGAGGAGUGGGGCCUGGGCCGGGGAGAGGCCGUGCCGAGGCUGGGCGCAGAGCCCGAGGAGGGGGCGCGAGGGCCCGGCGCCCCCGCGGCCGCCUCCCUGCCCGGCAGCCCCGCGCCCAGCCCGCGCUGCUUCAAGCCUUACCCGCUCAUCACCCCCUGCUACAUCAAGACCACCACCCGGCAGCUCAGCUCGCCCAACCACUCCCCGAAUCAGUCCCCCAGCCAGAGCCCCAGGAUCAAGCGGCGGCUGGAGCCCUCCCUGAGCCGGGGGCCCCGAGCCGCCCUCGCCUCCGCGGCCGCCCCGGCCAAGAAGCAGCGGGCGGACGGCGGCCUCGCGGGUGGCCUGAGCCGCUCGGCCGACUGGACCGAGGAGCUGGGCGCGCGCGCGCCCCGGGCGGGGGGCUCCGCGCACCUGCUGGAGGGCGGCGGAGGGGCGCCCCCCGCCCGAGCCAAGGCGUCUGGGGCGCCGGCGGCUGCCGAUGGCUUCCAGAAUGUGUUCACAGGGCGAACUCUGCUGGAGAAGCUGUUCAGCCAGCAGGAGAACGGGCCCCCGGAGGAAGCGGAGAAGUUUUGCUCCCGGAUCAUCGCCAUGGGUCUUCUGCUUCCUUUCAGUGACUGCUUCAGGGAGCCGUGUCGCCAGAAUGCCCCCGCGAGUUCAGCGCCCUUUGAUCAAGAUCAACUUUACACCUGGGCUGCCGUUAGUCAGCCCACACACUCGCUGGACUACACAGAAGGGCAGUUUCCCAGGCGCAUCCCAUCUGUUUGGCCGCCGUCUGAACCUCCUGAUGAAGAACACAGGCCCGAGGCUGCUAAAGCAGAAUCUCAAUCUGCUGUUUUGGAAACUCCAAAAAAAAGUUCAGAUGCUGUUCAACAGGAAGUUUCUGACAUGAAGUCUGAGGGACAGGCAACUGUAAUUCAGCAACUGGAACAGACCAUUGAGGAUCUGAGGACCAAAAUCGCUGAACUAGAGAAGCAGUACCCUGCUGUGGACAUGGAGAUGACCAGUGGCCAUCAUGGGAUGCAGAAUGGAGUGGUACCCUCAGAAGAUGUGUGUCUUGAAGCUCUCAGGUUAAGAGAAAAGGAUGUACGGCAUCAAAGGAUUUUACAGGCAAAGUCAAUCCAGACGUCUCCGACAGAAGAGGGUGGGGUACCGACACUGCCUUCUGUUAAUGCACUGCCAGAGUGUCCCCCAUGCCCACCUGGGGCUGAACGUGGAGACUCAGCUGUGCCAUCCUCUCCUUCUGGACCUCAGACAAAAUUCUGUUCAGAGAUUUCUUUGAUUGUGUCUCCAAGGCGAAUAUCGGUACAGCUUGACACGCAUCAGUCCAUCCAGCCUUCACCACCUCCAUCCCUUCCGUGUUCUGACGGUCAAGGAAAGGCUGGGUCACAGCCUUCCCCUCCUUCUCUUCAUGCUGAGUUUGAAACCAGCCAUGAACACUAUGUUUCCUCCUCUUUUGAAAACAGCUGUAACAUCCCACCCCCACCACCUCUGCCUUGCACAGAGUCCUCCACCUCCAUGCCUGGUCUGGGCAUGGUGGCUCCCCCGCCUCCCCCUCUCCCUGGCCCGACAGGGCCUGCUCUGCCCAGUACAGCAAUCCCCUCACCUCCUCCUCUGCCUGGUACAGAAAUGCUGCCACACCCUCCCCCACCUUUGCCUGGUGAGGGAAUACCUCCUCCCCCUCCUCUUCCCAGAGUGGGGAUACCAUCUCCCCCUCCUCUUCCCGGUGUGGGGAUACCCCCUCCCCCUCCUCUUCCUAGUGUGGGGAUACCUCCACCCCCUCCUCUGCCCGGUGUGGGGAUACCCCCUCCCCCUCCUCUUCCUGGUGUGGGGAUACCUCCACCCCCUCCUCUGCCCGGUGAGGGGAUACCCCCUCCCCCUCCUCUUCCCGGUGUGGGGAUACCCCCUCCCCCUCCUCUUCCCAGUGUGGGGAUACCUCCACCCCCUCCUCUGCCCGGUGUGGGGAUACCCCCUCCCCCUCCUCUUCCUGGUGUGGGGAUACCCCCUCCCCCUCCUCUUCCUAGUGUGGGGAUACCUCCACCCCCUCCUCUGCCCAGUGUGGGGAUACCCCCUCCCCCUCCUCUUCCCAGUGUGGGGAUACCCCCACCCCCUCCUCUGCCCGGUGUGGGGAUACCCCCUCCCCCUCCUCUGCCCGGUGUGGGGAUACCCCCUCCCCCUCCUCUGCCCGGUGUGGGGAUACCCCCUCCCCCUCCUCUGCCCGGUGUGGGGAUACCUCCACCCCCUCCUCUGCCCGGUGUGGGGAUACCCCCUCCCCCUCCUCUGCCCGGUGUGGGGAUACCGCCUCCCCCUCCUCUGCCCGGUGUGGGGAUACCCCCUCCCCCUCCUCUUCCCGGUGUGGGGAUACCCACUCCCCCUCCUCUUCCCGGUGUGGGGAUACCCCCUCCCCCUCCUGGUGUGGGAAUACCUCCUCCCCCUCCUCUUCCCGCUGUGGGAAUACCUCCUCCCCCUCCUUUGCCAGGAGCUGGGAUUCCCCCACCUCCUCCUCUGCCAGGUAUGGGGAUUCCACCUGCUGCAGCUCCCCCUCCCCCUCCCCCUCCUGGAACAGGCAUCCCCCCACCCCCACCACCACCCCUGCUUCCCGGAUCAGGCCCUCCACUCCCCCUACAAGCUGGGGGCAGCACUUUAUCAACACCACAAGUGUGCGGAUUUCUUCCUCCUCCGUUGCCAACUGGCUUGUUUGGACUAGGGAUGAACCAGGACAGAGGGAGUAGGAAGCAGCCCAUAGAGCCUUGUCGGCCCAUGAAGCCUCUGUAUUGGACGAGAAUUCAGCUCCACAGUAAAAGAGACUCCAGUAUUUCACUUAUUUGGGAAAAAAUUGAAGAGCCAUCCAUAGAUUGUCAUGAAUUUGAAGAAUUAUUUUCUAAAACUGCUGUAAAGGAGAGGAAGAAACCUAUUUCUGACACCAUCACAAAGACCAGGGCCAAACAAGUUGUCAAGUUAUUAAGCAACAAAAGAUCACAGGCAGUUGGAAUAUUAAUGUCUAGCCUUCAUUUAGAUAUGAAAGACAUACAGCAUGCUGUUGUGAACUUGGACAAUUCUGUGGUUGACUUGGAGACCCUUCAAGCUCUCUAUGAGAAUAGAGCACAGUCAGAUGAACUGGAAAAAAUCGAAAAGCACAGCCGUUCCUCCAAAGACAAGGAAAAUGCCAAGUCCCUGGACAAACCUGAGCAGUUCCUUUAUGAACUGUCACUAAUCCCCAACUUUUCAGAGCGAGUCUUUUGCAUCCUGUUCCAGUCCACGUUUUCAGAAAGCAUCUGCUCAAUUCGUCGCAAACUGGAAUUGCUACAGAAAUUGUGUGAGACAUUAACAAAUGGCCCAGGGGUUAUGCAGGUUCUGGGCUUGGUUCUUGCCUUUGGCAACUACAUGAAUGGCGGAAAUAAGACUCGGGGACAGGCAGAUGGUUUCGGAUUAGACAUUCUCCCGAAGCUGAAGGAUGUCAAAAGCAGUGACAAUAGCAGAAGCCUUUUGUCAUAUAUCGUUUCCUAUUAUCUUCGAAAUUUUGACGAGGACGCCGGCAAAGAACAGUGUGUCUUUCCACUACCAGAACCCCAGGACCUUUUCCAGGCCUCGCAGAUGAAGUUUGAAGAUUUUCAAAAAGAUCUCAGAAAACUAAAGAAAGACUUGAAAGCCUGUGAAGUUGAAGCGGGGAAAGUGUACCAGGUAUCCUCGAAAGAGCACAUCCAGCCUUUCAAAGAAAACAUGGAACAGUUUAUCAUUCAAGCUAAAAUUGACCAAGAGGCAGAGGAGAACUCACUGACAGAGACUCAUAAAUGCUUUUUGGAGACUACAGCCUAUUUCUUCAUGAAACCAAAAAUUGGAGAGAAGGAGGUGUCCCCAAAUGUUUUCUUCAGUAUCUGGCACGAAUUCAGCUCUGACUUCAAAGAUUUUUGGAAGAAAGAGAACAAACUUAUUCUACAAGAGAGAGUGAAAGAAGCCGAAGAGAUGUGUAGGCAGAAGAAGGGAAAAUCUCUUUAUAAAAUAAAACCAAGACAUGACUCUGGAAUUAAAGCAAAAAUAAGCAUGAAAACCUGAACAAUGAAAAGCGGAAUGAAAAUGAGUCGCUGCGGCUACUUCCACAAAAUUCAGCUGACCGGAGGGCGGGAAAGAAACUACAUUGUUUUUAUCGUCUUUCUUCUUGACCUCUUGCAUAAUCUUUGUGUUUUCUGGACAGUUCACUGAUUGUUGAAUUUCACUGUACAUUCAUAUAAAAAUGCAAAAGCAGUAGACCAGUGGAAAAUUUGACACCUUUUCUUUUUUGUCAAGUUUAUGGUAUUAUGCCGAUAGACCAAAACAGCAUGUUAUGAGAGGCGGUAUCUGCGUUCAUUCUGAACAUGCUAAACGUUAACCUAAAGUUUACUUUUGUGACAAUAUUCCUUAUCACAGCAAAACAUGUCCCAUUCCACCAACAACCAGUACUCCACACCACGGUGUUUAGAUUAUGGUUACAAUGUUAUUUCUAGUGAAUUGUUUAUAUCAGUUUCACAUCUACAAUGUAAAUUUUCUAUUUUAAAAUUUAAGUACCAUUUAUAUAUCAUGACCAAGGCUUUCCCAACUGUUGGGCUGCUCUCCAUAGCUAUAUAUUUGUGAAAGAAGAUAGUCAUUUUUUUUACACAAGUCAGAUAAUCAAUAGAAAAAUAUAUAGCAGAAGGAAAACUCUUCCCUAUAGAUCAUUUAAUAUAGGCAGGAGCCAGUUUUAAGUUUAAUGAAGGCUUUUAUCAGAUUGUGUCCUUUGAGACUCUACAUAAAACUAACCUACAGCAAAGGUAAAUUCAACUAAAGAUGUGCCACUCUAUAACAUUUACCAGUGCCCUACCCAAAGAAAAUAUGACCCAGUGUUUCGAAGGAAUUUAAAUAAAUGAUGCUCAUAAAAUUGCCAAACAUUAAAUAUUGGCAAAAAACAAAAUAAGUUUUUUGGAUGGAUUGGCAUCUCUCUAGACCCUCGUAAUUAAACAUGCCUGCCUGAGUAUUUUGACAUGAUUGGGGCUGGCUUUAUGUCUUCUGGCAGGUGACUCAAAGCUGUAAAAGGGGUAUGUAAUGAUUCAUCAUCUGAAGGAGACUAGGAAAGCAUUUUAUUUUACUUUACUUUGAGAGGAAAAAAAAACAGCCUCUCUCUCACUCUUUCUGAGAGUACUUUCAAGUCAGCUCAUGAUGCAUUGUGAUGGUUUUAUCUAACAUUAAUAGUUUUUUUUUUUUUAAUUCUUUUAACGUUAUUUUUUGGGGGUUAUGGUUGUGGAUAAAUAGAAUUCCUUGCUAUUGCAAACCAAUUCUGGAAAGCAACUUAAAAAGAACAUGUUCUGAAUCAUAACUAUGUUUGUAUUUAUGUAAAAUAUGAUCUCUUACCUUUUAGUUUGUAGUUUAAGAGCAAAGAAACAGUAGUGGGUUUUUGGUUGUUGUUUUGUAGUCUUCCUGUCCCCUUCAGUCUCUUCAACGUGUAUAUUACCAUUCUCCAAUGAAAUAAUAGGGCAUUUAACAAAGAUCGCUAUGUGCAAUACUGUAUUUAGUGUUUCUAUUUCAAUUUUUCUAGGAUGUUAAUUUAUAUGAAAAUAAAAUGAAUAAUAAAAGA